GCCGCGUCCGGACCCGGUCCGUCCAGGUUCCCCAGCAAGGAAUCGUCCUCCUCGUUCGAUAGCAUGAGCAUGAGCAAGUCCGGCGCCGCCUUUGGUGCCGGGGCGGGUGCGGCAGCGGGAGUGUCCGGGCAUCGUCAUAACCUCAGUUACGACCAGGGCAAAGCACCUGCUACGCCUCGUCAGGAUAGCGCCACGACCACUUAUAUGCUCUGGGAUAACGGGAAAGACGACCUGGACGACGCUCUUCAUACUCCGGACCCAAAGGGUGUGUCCGAUACUUAUCACUGGGACCCCUGGUCGCUCCGUGGUUGGAUCAACGUCUUGGCCAUCUUUGUCCUCCUCGGCGCCCUGAUCACCCUGUUCGCCGGUUGGCCCAUCAUCGUAUUCUACAAAGACCACUUUGCUUCCAACGGAGCGAACACGGCCGGGUUCAACCUGGGUGGAAUCAAUGCGACGGGGCAGGUCCCGAAGAUGCCGGAUUUCGCCAGUCUGAUAGACAAGGAUACGCCGGAGAACGUCAUGGCCAGGACCGGGUUCGAUGGGAAGGAUUAUCAGUUGGUCUUCAGUGACGAGUUUAAUACGGACGGGAGGACGUUUUACCCGGGUGAUGAUCCGUUCUGGGAGGCUGUCGAUUUGCACUACUGGCCCACCGGUGACAUGGAAUGGUACGACCCCGGUCAGAUCACCACCAAGGAUGGCGCGCUCGUCAUCGAGAUGAGGCAAGAACCCACGCACGAAUUCGAUUACCGGAGUGGAAUGUUGCAGAGUUGGAACAAGUUUUGUUUCAGCAAGAACGCUUAUAUCGAGGUCGCGGUACAGUUGCCUGGAAACACUCGGGUGGGAGGUUUCUGGCCUGGUGCUUGGACCAUGGGUAACCUCGGACGACCCGGAUACGGUGCCACGACCGAGGGAACCUGGCCUUAUUCGUACGACGCUUGCGAUGUCGGUACACUGCCCAAUCAGACCUGGAUCAACGGCACUGGCCCUGCCGCGGCUUUGACGACGGGUUCGAACGACGGUGUCCUCAGUUUCUUGCCCGGUCAACGAUGGAGCGCUUGUACUUGUCCCGGUGAAGACCACCCGGGUCCGAGCGUCAACAAGGGCCGUGGUUCUCCCGAGAUCGACAUUAUCGAGGCUCAGAUCAACAUUGCCGACGCCAUCGGGGAAGUCUCGCAGUCAUUGCAGACGGCGCCAUUCGACGACUUUUACCAGUGGGACAAUACCUCGGCAUCGGCCACCUUGUACUACCCGAACGAGAUGCAGUUCAACUCGUACGUCGGAGGUGUCUACCAGGAAGCCGUCUCGUGCCUCGUCAACACGGACCGUACCAACUAUCGAUCCCAAGGUGGCGGGUUCGGGGUGUACGGGUUCGAAUACACCGGUGAUCCCAACGACAGGGACAACGGGUACGUCACCUGGGUCAGUUCGGGGAAACCUAGUUGGAACGUCAAGGCGAGCGUGACGGGGGCCAAUCCGAGGGUCGGGAUCAGCCAGAGGCCGAUUCCUGAGGAACCGAUGACGAUCAUCCUCAACUUUGGAAUGUCGAACAAUUUCCAGUAUGUCGACCUCGAGAACCUCGAUUUCCCCAACUACAUGUACAUCGAUUACGUGCGGGUGUACCAGCGGACCGAUAUGAUCAACAUUGGAUGUGAUCCGGAUGAUUAUCCAACUCAAGACUACAUCUCGCGACACGCCGAGGCUUACAACAACCGAAAUUUGACCACCUGGGAUCUCGUAAGCUUCAGGUGGCCAAAGAACAGUCUUCAAGGGUGUUAG
This is a messenger RNA of Filobasidium floriforme, 1776 nucleotides long. Its product is annotated as putative glucosidase. The annotation marks the transcript as partial. Lineage: Eukaryota; Fungi; Basidiomycota; Tremellomycetes; Filobasidiales; Filobasidiaceae. Gene Ontology annotation, biological process: (1->6)-beta-D-glucan biosynthetic process; fungal-type cell wall organization. The record is from RefSeq and is a predicted model, not a curated record. Gene Ontology annotation, molecular function: glucosidase activity. The transcript is spliced from 8 exons. Gene Ontology annotation, cellular component: plasma membrane; endoplasmic reticulum membrane.